Messenger RNA from Volvox carteri f. nagariensis, 1467 nucleotides. RefSeq lists its product as uncharacterized. Bases 1 to 1467 code for a protein of 488 amino acids. The record is from RefSeq and is a predicted model, not a curated record. The transcript is spliced from 6 exons. Lineage: Eukaryota; Viridiplantae; Chlorophyta; Chlorophyceae; Chlamydomonadales; Volvocaceae.
AUGAGACCGCACCCGCUUAGACACUCGUCGCCUUCACAACCUCAGCGUGGCUUCCGAGCAAUUCGUAGCUGGUCACAGCAUAGCGACUGGGUCUUGUACUGGAAUCGGGCCCUGACAGCUCCCGCCGCCACUGUUCCACCGAUUCCGAAAUCCGUCCAGCAGAAAUUGACAUCUGCCCGUUGCAGCUGGCUGGACAGAUGCCUGGAUUCGCCUUUGGUCGACCCGGCCACCAACUCUCGCGUGCAUGUGUACGGCAACGUACAUUUCGCGCCCUUCGGUGGCCCGGUCGGCCUGGCUGACCUGUACCAUUUGCUGGACCGCGUACAGCCGACGGUACUGGCUAUUGAGCAGCCAUACGACCUUGCCCUCUGCCCCGGCGAGGCACCGCAGCCCGACGACAGCACUCCCGGGAUCGACGACCUCAGACUCGGAACGCAGCACCCGCCUUUCGAAAUGGGAGCAUCACCACGUGACGCCAAAGGGGCACCAGCAGCAACCAUACGGCCAGAGCAGGUGGAAAGGUUGCGGACACUGCUGCCGGGACUUGCACAGCAGGCCCGUAUCGGCCGCGACUUGCUGGAUCCAUUUGAGGUGCUUGGGCUGUACGGCGGGUGCGACUACGUGACCCGGCCCAGCCAGCUGGUCGAGGCUCUGGCGCUAUUUGGUUACCUGCCGGGCUUGGAAUAUGCGGCGCUGGUGUCGGCGGCGCAGCAGCGGGGUGUGCAGGUGUACAGUGUGGAUGCGCCUUUACGGCUUCAGGAAAAGUGGGUGUCGCAGCUGGUGUCGGACUUCACCCUGCAGGAGACCGACCUGAUGCGCCGCCUGCAGCAUGACCUGGCCCGCGCACAGGCCCUCCUGCCCGCAGAGUACCUCGCCUGGGACGUGGCGCUGGCAGAGGCCCUGCAGCGGAUUGACAGCCGCAGCCAGCGCGUAGAGGCGGGAGAGGGCGGUGGCGCGGACAGCAGGGAACCAUCGCUGGGCAUCCUCACGGGCUUCAAGGUGUCCAGGGCCGUAGCGGCGGCGACGGUACCGUACGAGGCCUCCAGGGAGGCUUUCGGUCUGCAGGCGGCGCUGCAGCCGCUCAAGUUUGCGCUGUUCGCCAGGCGGGCUAAGCACCUGGUGUUGCAGAUACGGGACCUGUGUCAGAGGAUGUCGGUGCGCCAAGUGCGGGUGGACGCAGACAAGUUCAAGGGCAUUGCUGCUGCCGCUGCUGCUGCAGCUGGGCAAGCAGGCGGGCGUAAAGGAGCUUCGCUGUCGUCAUCGUCAUCGUCGUCGCCUAUGGAGGAAGAUGUGGCACUUGUCGACGCUUCAGAGCAGCCGGAGAAGGUGGUGCUUGCCGUGGUCGGCAGGCAGUACGUGCCGUACAUAGAAGAGCUGUGGGCAAAUGAGCGGUCUGCCCUGUGGCACGGCGACGUACGGCGCACGUUUGCGCGGUCCAUGCUGGACCAGCGCGGGAGCAGUUCAUAA